GUGUUUUUGUCCUUUCUGACCCCAGGAGUUUCCAGCUUUGGAGAAGAUGAACCCCACCUGCGCCCCCCUGCCCCGCGGUAACAUGUUAUUAUCACAUGCGGCUCUGAGUAAUGACGGUAUGAGGCUGCUGCACAGGCACAGCCCUCUCGUGGUCCUGAGCUCUGUGCGUCAUUCCUCAUCUUCCCUCUCAUCACACACCUCCAGCGACACUGGAACCACGCCCACUGCGGUAGACAGCGAGACAGAGGAUCCCUACUCCAUGCAGAUGCUGCUGCCUCACUCUCUCCAUGCUGGAUCCAUCACUAAUGUUUCUGCAUUAUCGUCCUCCUACACAAGCCCCUCCUCCUCCAGCCUCAGCUCCACCCAUUCUGCACCGUCACAGCUGAUCAACUCAGCGCCCUCUAGCACACGGGGUUCACCCUCCCUCCCAGACAAGUACAGACAUUCGCGGGAUUUGGUGAUGCUGCUUCCUGCGCCCCGGGACAGGCCCAGCAGUGCCAUGUACCAGACGGGGGCAGACGGUGGACAGCGCUGUGUGUACCCUCGUGCCCUGUUCCAGCAGGUCCUCGGCCCAUGCAAGCCCUGCAGUGACCCCAAUCUCUCUGUAGCCGAAAAAGUUCUUGCCGCACCCAGCAGUUGGAGUUUGGACAGUGGAACCAGGGAAUCUCUUCCUUUCCUGACCUCACAUGUUGGGAGCGUUCUAACACCAACAGGGACCACCAGGGGUCUCGCACAGGGUCAUUACGCUCUGCACUUUGAUGCUUUCCACCCCACUGUGGGGGAUGGGGCUCCGGCGCUACCUACAAGAUCUUUGCGCAAGAGUCCUCUGCACACUAUCCCUGCCUCCCCCACCAGUCCACAGUCUUGCUUAGAUGGCAGUAACUCUCCGCUCUCAGGCAGCGCCAGCAGUGGAGUCUCUUCUUUGAGUGAGGGCAACUUCUCUGGCUGUCCCGAUGCUACAACCAUCACAGAGUCUCGGGCCGAGGAGGAACAAAGCGGAUGUUACCAGCACUACCCCCCUGUGCGAUACAGUUUAUCUGACCCCAAUGGGCUGGAGCCUCCCAAGGUCCAGCCAUGUCGAAGCCACUCCGCUCCCACUGGGGUGACUCCACCUCGGUCACCCAGUGGGGAACAUGAAGAGGCAAAUGCAGAGCACGAUCGGCUACGGAGAGCCAGAAGGAACUGCCACAUGGGCAAAGAACAGCCGGCGCGGGUUGGGUGGGAACACAACAUGAGCAAACAGUAGUCAUGGGCUGGACUGGAGGAGCAAAGGGGCAACAGGAGGAGAGCCGGGGAGAGGUCAGUGCCCCCUGAUGUCUGUGUAUUAGGAGUAGGGGAGAGGUCAGUGUGUCCUGAUAUCUGUGUAUUAGGAGGAGGGGAGAGGUCAGUGCGUCCUGAUGUCUGUGUAUUAGGAGGAGGGGAGAGGUCAGUACAUCCUGAUGUCUGUGUAUUAGGAGGAGGGGAGAGGUCACUGUGUCCUGAUGUCUGUGUAUUAGGAGGAGGGGAGAGGUCACUGUGUCCUGAUGUCUGUGUAUUAGGAGGAGGGGAGAGGUCAGUACGUCCUGAUGUCUGUGUAUUAGGAGGAGGGGAGAGGUCAGUGUGUCCUGAUAUCUGUGUAUUAGGAGGAGGGGAGAGGUCAGUGCAUCCUGAUGUCUGUGUAUUAGGAGGAGGGGAGAGGUCAGUGUCCCCUGAUGUCUGUGUAUUAGGAGGAGGGGAGAGGUCAGUGUCCCCUGAAGUCUGUGUAUUAGGAGGAGGGGAGAGGCCAGUGCCCCCUGAUGUCUGUGUAUUAGGAGGAGGGGAGAGGUCAGUGUCCCCUGAUGUCUGUGUAUUAGGAGGAGGGGAGAGGUCAGUGCAUCCUGAUGUCUGUGUAUUAGGAGGAGGGGAGAGGUCAGUGUCCCCUGAUGUCUAUUAGGAGGAGGGGAGAGGUCAGUGCCCCCUGAUGUCUGUGUAUUAGGAGGAGGGGAGAGGUCAGGACACAGUGACGCCAGCAGAGGGUGUAGCGCAUCUUAUAGACAUAUCUACAGUAAGUGACACCUCAGCAUCUUCUCCUCCUGGGGCCCUGAUCUCAGUCCAGACACAAGUAAUACCUGUUCUUCCCAGCCUGUCUCCUUGCUGCCACCCCAGACUUUGGCACAUGGUCACCCACCUGCCCUGUCACCGCUAGGGGAGCCUCCCAGCUGCCACCUCUUGAUGUCUACGAGGGUCUGGAGGAAUUGGGAACCUGCAUCAGUCGCCGUCACCAUCAGACGAGAAUGAGCGAUCCCUCGUUAUGUGUCUUCAUAUUCUAUAGCCUCCGGCGGUGCUGUGUUGUGUCCUUGAUGAUCAGCUUCCCGCAGGGUGUGUGUUUGUAUAUACGGUGUCCGCAUGUUCUUCGCACACUGCGUGCCGUCCGGAUUAUGUGUAAAUACGAUUCACUGUUUCUGUUGUGAUAUUUUUUUCCUUCAGAUGGUUGUUAUAUGAAAAUAAAGUUUACCACCCUUAAA
Pseudophryne corroboree (corroboree frog) is the source of this 2483-nucleotide messenger RNA. Its product is annotated as dedicator of cytokinesis protein 3-like. The transcript has 8 exons. The record is from RefSeq and is a predicted model, not a curated record. NCBI's taxonomy places the organism in Eukaryota, Metazoa, Chordata, Amphibia, Anura, Myobatrachidae. The coding region runs from base 47 to 1246 and encodes 399 amino acids.